Molecule: messenger RNA, 999 nt
Organism: Trachymyrmex cornetzi
Lineage: Eukaryota; Metazoa; Arthropoda; Insecta; Hymenoptera; Formicidae
Product: small integral membrane protein 14
Exons: 5
Coding region: 225-542 (105 amino acids)
Cellular component (GO): endoplasmic reticulum
Source: RefSeq, a predicted model, not a curated record
CCCGCGGGGUCACGAAGGCACGAUUGCGAACGUAUUACACGAGCGAAGGCGACGACCAGCGACGACGACGAUUGUAAUGGUUGGAAUGGGCCGAGCGUAAGUCGUCCAAGUCGCCUGAAGCUGUCAAGCUGCAUCACGCAGUCGUAAUCCAGCUCUUCCGUCCAUUCCCGUUUAUCUCGGUCGACGACGCGACAGAUUUUGCGGAAGGUCACCCACCUACCACGAUGAGCGACGAAGGAUUCGACCCCUGCGAGUGCAUGUGGAAUCACAUGUCCAUGCAACAUCUGCUUUCUAUCUUACGACAAUCUCAGGAUUAUUGUUCGGAUACUGAGUGUUUCAGUGUGUCGAGAUUUCCAGGGCCGCAGACGAAUGUUCGGGAAUGUUCAGACUUCCUCUUUACUUGCUUAAUUAUUGGCUUCAUCGCUCUCCUGUACGCAUUUAGACCGAGAUCUUUGCGACAUUCGACCAGGAAUGUUAUCAACAAGAACAGCAAUGAGCCCGGUUCACACGGGGACGGUCCACCAUCGCCGACGGUGAAUUAAAUAGUGCAGUGCGACAUCGUCAAGGUUUUUGUUAUUCACGGUUUUAUAUAUCAGGAUCUGCGCUGAACUUAUAACAGAAAUAAGAGACGGUAUGAUAUAUGAGAUGAUAUUAAUAAAUCUAAUGUACGCGCGUUAGCGAGCUAUAUCAGUUUGAUUUUUGGAGACUUAACUUCCUUACACGUUGGUAAUCUCAAUUUUACACAAUUUUCUCAAUUGUAUCGCGCGUAUGCGUCUUUCUCUUUAAACUCUUUCUAUAAUAAUCUCGUGCCGAGAUUAUAUGUAUAAGCAUGAUAUAAAAUAAUUUUAUCUCGACUUUUUGAAAGAUAUUGAAGUUUAACUGUUACAUCUAACAUGAGAUCUCUAGCGUUCUAACAUGUUCGUUUAUUGAGAAGGUAAUAACGGAUUUAAUUAAUAAAAUAACAAAAAACUCGCUCACGCGCAAUAAUAAUAAUGUAUU